GUUGCUGCGUCAGAUAGAGCGCUGUGUGAUAUCGACAGUCAACGGAGGUUCCCGCUUCAACAGUGAUUGGACGGAACCUAUUAACCCAGAACCAUGAGCUCCCAGGUCCGUCAGAAUUACCACCAGGACUGUGAGGCCGCCAUCAACCGCCAGGUCAACCUGGAGCUGUACGCCUCCUACGUCUACCUGUCCAUGUCUUACUACUUUGAUCGUGAUGACGUGGCACUGAGGAACUUCGCAAAAUACUUUCUGCACCAAUCCCAUGAAGAGCGCGAGCACGCCGAGAAGCUUAUGAAGCUGCAGAAUCAGCGUGGAGGAAGGAUUUUCUUGCAGGACGUGAGGAAGCCGGAGCGUGAUGAGUGGGGUAGCGGGCUGGAAGCCCUAGAGUGCGCCUUGCAGCUGGAGAAGAACGUUAACCAGUCCCUUUUGGAUCUGCACAAAUUGUCUACAGAUCGGAAUGAUCCACAUCUCUGUGACUUCCUGGAAACACACUACCUUGAUGAGCAGGUGAAGUCCAUGAAGGAAUUGGGUGACUUCGUGACCAACCUUCGGCGAAUGGGAGCCCCACAGAAUGGCAUGGCUGAAUACCUCUUUGACAAACACACAAUGGGGGAAUCCCAUGACUAGUAUCCCACCCAUGUCCUGCUUGAUCUACGCUUCCCUUUAGGCUAGGGAUACAUGGCGACAGGACACACGGCAACAUUUGUUGCGUGACACUACUUGUAAUAUAUUUCAAUGGUGUCACAAUGCGGCCUACUGAUGAGACUGUCUCUUGGUGUAGCGCAUUGUGAAACAAUCAAAUCCAUUAUGUGGACUGCCAUGUAUCCCUAGCCUUAAUGCUCGUUUGUAAAUUUUUAUUUGUUUCUUGCCAUAUUUUGCAACCAAUAAAGCUCUUCAACUAGUA
Bufo gargarizans (Asiatic toad) is the source of this 904-nucleotide messenger RNA. It is a transcript of the gene FTH1, whose product is annotated as ferritin heavy chain 1. The record is from RefSeq and is a predicted model, not a curated record. Bases 94 to 627 code for a protein of 177 amino acids. The transcript has 4 exons. Gene Ontology annotation, cellular component: cytoplasm. NCBI's taxonomy places the organism in Eukaryota, Metazoa, Chordata, Amphibia, Anura, Bufonidae. Gene Ontology annotation, biological process: intracellular iron ion homeostasis; iron ion transport. Gene Ontology annotation, molecular function: ferrous iron binding; ferric iron binding.